UACUUGAUUGAUUAUUUUGUAAACGAACAAUUCAGUAGCUCUUUAGCCAGCAAUUCGAAGUCAUUGCCUUAUUCGAAUCAGUGUAUCUAUGUUCUUAACCAGGGACUGUGUUACCGAAGUUACUGGCAUCAGAACACAAAGACUACAGCACACAAGGAUGACGGUUGCAGCGUAGUUCCUGAUAGGUUAUCGAUGUUCAGUGUGGUAACAAGCGAACUACCCUCACAGCGCGCGCUACCUUCGUUCAUACAUAGGGUUGCCGGCAUCGGAGAAAGUAGACUAAACAGUGGCUAGACGUUGGCUAGAGGUGGACCGCACUGUCAGCGAUGACGUCCCUCAGCUGAGAGCAGUACAGACCCGAGUCCGAGGUCUUCACGUGCCCGAGCCCUGCUGCCGUCCCCACCGCUCCCGCCUGCCAGCGCCUCCUCCAUCCCCACCGCGCCACCGUCCAGUGCCCCCCGCCGCAGAGCCAUGGUGAGCGAGUCAGACUCCGAGCCCCUGCGCCUGAAGCAGGAGAUCUCCCUGCUCCACGGCGUGUGCCUCAUCGUGGGCAACAUGAUCGGCUCGGGCAUCUUCGUGUCGCCCAAGGGCGUCCUCCAACACACGGGGUCCUUCGGCCUGUCGCUGGUGGUGUGGGCCAUCGGAGGCGUCUUCUCCGUGUUCGGCGCCCUGUGCUACGCCGAGCUGGGCACCACCAUCCGCAAGUCGGGCGCCAGCUACGCCUACAUCCUGGAGUCUUUCGGCGGCUUCCUGGCCUUCAUCCGCCUGUGGACCUCGCUGAUGAUCGUGGAGCCCUCCUGCCAGGCUGUCAUUGCCCUCACCUUCUCCACCUACCUGGUGCAGCCUUUCUACCCCACCUGCAUGGCGCCCUACGCCGCGGUGCGCCUCAUUGCUGCCCUCAUCAUCGGCCUCCUGACCUUUGUGAACUGCAUGAAGGUCAAGUGGGGCGCUAUCCUGCAGGUGGUUUCCACGGUGGCCAAGAUCCUGGCCCUCAUCGUCAUCAUCGUGGCCGGCAUGGUGGUGCUGUUUCAAGGAAAGACGGAGAACUUCGAGGACUCCUUUAAAGGCUCCAAGCUGAACCCUGGCGACACGGCCUUGGCCCUAUAUGCUGCGCUCUACUCCUAUUCCGGCUGGGACACCCUGAACUUCAUCACCGAGGAGCUCAAAAACCCUAAGAGGAACCUCCCGCUGGCGAUAGCGAUAUCCAUGCCCAUCGUCACGGUGAUAUACAUCCUCACCAACGUGGCCUAUUACGCAGUGAUGGACGCGGAUACCGUGCUGAACAGUGAGGCCGUGGCUGUGACGUUCGCUGAUGAUGUACUGGGAUACGCGCGCUGGCUCAUUCCCCUCUCUGUGGCCAUAUCCUGCUACGGUGGCCUCAACUCCUCCAUCAUCGCCACGUCCAGGUUGUUCUUUGUGGGAUCCCGGGAAGGGCAUCUGCCCAAUCUCCUCUGCAUGAUCCACGUCAAGCGCUUCACCCCCAUCCCGGCCCUCCUCUUCAAUGGUGGCAUGUCUCUGAUAUUCCUGUGCGUGACGGACGUGUUCCAGCUCAUCAACUAUUUCAGCUUCAACUACUGGCUGUUCAUUGGCCUGUCCAUAGCCAGCCUGAUUUACCUGCGGGUCAAACGGCCUGAACUGCACCGGCCAGUCAAGUUGAGUCUGUUCUUCCCGAUCGUGUACUGCCUGUGCAGUGUGUUCCUGGUGGUGGUUCCGCUCUACAGUGAUACCAUCAACUCCAUGGUGGGGAUCGCUGUGGCUCUCUCCGGAGCCCCAGUCUACUUCCUCUGCGUGUACCUGCCCCCCAGCUCCCGCCCCGCCUUCCUGGGAGAGAUGCUCGACUUCGUCUCCGUCAGCACCCAGAAGCUCUGCCUCUGCUGCGUGGCUGACCCGGGGCUGGACCUGGACAACCUGCCAGACGACAAGCAAGCAUGGAACUACGGUCCUCUGACAGAACAUCGCCACAGAAGGAGCGAUUUCGUGCAGGGGGACUAGUCAUAGGUAAUCUACACCAUGCGUGAUUUAGUGCGACUGCCCCUUGGUUAACAUUUCAAAGCUGAUGGUUGCCAGCUUUUCACUGUAAAUCCUCUUUCUCUGCACACCCCAAGCUUUCAUAAGUCAGUUCCGUAUGACUUGGAUAUUUCGGUUUCCUUUUUAGAAUAGUGUGACUACGCAAAUUAUGGCAACAUCUGGUGCACACAAUGAUGUGCAAAUAUAAAAUGGCAAGGUGACAGGUCCUAGAGAAAUGUCUCUGGCACGCGUACGUCCUGCUGUGAGAGGAUUUAAAUGUAAUAUUUGAGUAUUCAUUAGUUUGUUAAUGUACAAUAUGCAGAGACCUCAGUUUUCUUUUUUAGGUGACGCUGAAAGGUAGACUAAGACUAUGGGUGUAUGCUGUUCUCUUUUGGGUGAUGCCUCAGGUUCUUAAGGUAACCAUAUACUUAACUCAAACCCCCAAAGUUGAGCUCAUUUCUCCAGGGUUAUUAUCGGUUGUUACAGCUUUUGCUUGAUUUUUGUUUCUUCUUUUUUUUUUUUUGACAUCAUAGUCCAAUCCAGAACUUCUUUUUAACCAAUUGCACGCAUCAAUGCACGGGGUUGGAUGUCAAGCCCCACCCAUCGACAUCCAACCCAGGCUGAUGUACUGGAAAAGCUGGAAAAUGUCAUGAAUAUGGCCUGGGAGAUGAGUUGCGUUUCUCUGCCUGGCACCAAGGACCAGAAAGCGUGCAACAAAGGACACGGCGAAAAAGCCACUGACCUCAGAGUCACGGGCAGCUCCUACUUGAACACCAACGUUUGAUCACCGAUGCUGAAAACGGGAAUAGCGCCAGUCUGCUGCACUGCCAAAGGCUCGCUUUCACAAGGCCAGCGUGACUGUGGCCCGGGGGUGACGAUGGGCCCUCACUCCAGGCUCUCGCCACCGCCGGGCUCCGCCGGAGUACUCCUCACCACUCCUGCUCGGGCGACACGAAGGAACGCGCUCAGGAACGUGCCUUAUCUUAGCCAGUCAUCGUAAUUUCACAAAGAAAUGGCUGCCUUGUGUAAUCUUCAGUGUGUGUGCAAUUUGUACUAUAUGGAGUUUAUCUGAAUGUUUUCUGUGUACUUUACUCUCCGGAGCACAACAGACUUCUACCUCCCAAUAAUCCUCAUCUUCGUUGUCCACUACUAUUUUUCAACACUCCUGUAAUUCCGGCACCUUCUGUCACUUUUGCUGUUAAGAAGUAGUGCAGUUGCACGUGUUUUGUGAAAUGCCAUGCUUCUUUGGAUACUUUGUUUUUCUGUUUGUUUGGAGAGGAAUCAUGUACAUGCCAAAUGACAAUAAACUUUCCCAUACUCGAUGCAACAAAAAUGUUAAA
Messenger RNA from Conger conger (European conger), 3347 nucleotides. RefSeq names its product Y+L amino acid transporter 2-like. The record is from RefSeq and is a predicted model, not a curated record. Gene Ontology annotation, molecular function: L-amino acid transmembrane transporter activity; basic amino acid transmembrane transporter activity. NCBI's taxonomy places the organism in Eukaryota, Metazoa, Chordata, Actinopteri, Anguilliformes, Congridae. Bases 472 to 1992 code for a protein of 506 amino acids. Gene Ontology annotation, biological process: amino acid transmembrane transport. Gene Ontology annotation, cellular component: membrane. The transcript is spliced from 11 exons.